AUAAAAGCUCAAUUUCUAGUUGUCAAGUAAUAAGGCCUUUAUUUGUUUUCUAUACGUGUAUUGAGUUCCUUUGAUCAUAAUUUUAGAAAGUUGUCAUUUCUUUUAAAUAAUGUUGUCUUAUCUUCUAAAUCGUGUGGUCUCCUGAACGAGAGUUUCAGACAUUUUAGUUUACGAGCCUAAAUGCCUACAAAAUUUGUUUACAGUAGUCCCAGCAAUGAGCCUACAUUAAUGUGUCUUUACUGAACGCAUUCGAGCCAUGUACAAUUAAUGCGUGCCUACCCACAAAACAUUGUAACGGAAAGAUUAAGCGAACCAACCUAGCACUGACGAAGCGUAGUGAUUAUGACACAUUUUUUGCAAAUUCUUUAAAUUUUGCAGAAAGUUAUAUUAAGAGGCGAGUAAAGUAUCUGUAAAUAUGUGUAUUGUUUCUUAUUCCUGGAAAACACGAUAUACGCCUUCUCACUUGAAUGCUUUUUUAACUUUAUCACUUUUUAUUUCGGUGCUUUUACAGACGAGAUAGUGAAUCUAUCUAUUGAGUUCAUACACAAAAUCCAAUGGUAUAUCAUUUGUCUGUAUUUAAAAAUUAUUUUCUUUCAUAUGACGCAUGCGAACACUUGUUCUUGAAAUAACCACUUGAGUUACUUCAAACUUCUUUUCAGCGCGUGGUUUGUCAGGUCAUAAAAAAAUUAGAUAUUAUUUGCCAAAAUUUUUCUAAAACUUUUCACGAAGUAAGUUAUUCCCAUAAAGCCACUUUCCACCAGUUCACCUCACUUUUUAACUUUAUAACUUUGAAAGAAAGCUGAUAAUUGAGAAAAUUUCGUCCAUUUACAAAUGCUUAUUCGGCCUUGUAAUUGUUUUAUUAAAAUUUAUCAAGAACAAAGAACAUGUUUUUCAAGUUAAUAGCGUUACAACAGAAUUAACAAAAACCUUGCAAAUGCUUUCAUCAAAGACAAUUCGAAACAACAUACACACAAAAAAAAAACAUUUAAAACAACAACAGCAACAAAGGUGGAAACGAAUACAUGUAAAGUUACAAACAUUGAAAAGAUUUUAAUCGGGAAAAUAUGACUGGCUAUGAGGUAGAAACUGUUGGCAAUGUUUCUACUGAUCUUUACUGCUUUGUCUGCUUAAAGAUUAUGAGAAAUGCUGUCCAACCACCAUGCGGACAUGUUAUGUGUCAAGGAUGUUUUGAUGCCUUAGAGAAAGAUGCAUCAGAAAGGAAUACAGAGCUAGCCUGCAGGAAAUGCUAUGUUGCAAUAACACGAAACAAGGUGACAUCUGUGCCUCUAAUCGACCGAAUGAUUCUUUCCAUUCAAGUUAGAUGUUUUCAUCAUGUAAAAGGAUGUCAAUGGACAGGAGAGUUGGGAAAGCUGGAGAUGCAUCUAACCAAAUGCAGUCACUUGGCAAAUCUAUGUAGUUAUAGUUGUGGAGAGAAGAUACUUCCCUACAUGGAAAUGCAGCACUCGACAGAAUGUGAAUAUCGCACCAUAAGUUGUGAAUAUGAAGUUUGCGGUUGUGAUAAAAAGGUCAUUUUCAAGGAUUACAGCAGUCAUCUGGAACAAUCACGAGACUAUCACGUGAUGAUUUCCCUACAGAAAAUGGUUGUUUCUGAGAAUGAGAGGAAACUGCAAGGAUAUAUGCAAGUAAAGGGCGAAGUUCAGUCGGCACAAUUAAAGUUGGAUGCCAUUUUAAAAGAAGUUGAAGAGGAAGAGAAAGAAAUUAAAGAAGAGAUUGAAACCUCUUUGCAAGUUAUCACUCGAGAUAUAGAAGCGGAGAUAUACAGUUUGAAGCUUCAUGUGGAUAAGAGCGUUAAUGAGUUUGAUCGUAAUGCGCUGAAGCAUGCAGUAAUUACAGACAAUGACAUGGAGAAGCUGAAACUUGAUUGUGACAUGGGUGGAUUGCAGCGAAAGUUGGAUACUGUAUUCAUGGAUCAUCGGAAGCAAUACAGUUGCAAAGCAAAAGCUUAUGCUCGAGACAAGCUAAAAUCAAUGGAAGCUGUUAGGAACAAUGUGUCCAUACUUGCUCUGAAAGCCUCUGGAUAUGUAGACGAUACGCAACUGUGCAAAAUGAUUGAUGUAUUUGAAAAAUCACUUGAAGAUGGAACAAGAAAAGUCAAAAAUGUUUUGGGUAAGAUUGUUGCAAGUUCAGCAAAUCGUGUUGAACAACUGAAAAAUGCGUUUAAACUUAAAGAAGAAUCACUGAGUGAAAGUAUUUCACUAAAGUGUGCUUACCAGACCAGAUUUAAAAAUAUGGUGGACAAUUUUCACAAUACACCAACGCUGUAUCUAUGGAAAGUUGAUGCUUUUGAGAAUAGUGUCAUUGGUUCGAUUAACUGCUUGGCGUCACAUGUUAUAUCGGGUGGUAAUUUAUCAGCACAGCCUUCUUUUUGUCAAUAUUCUGUUGUGUGGUAUAACCGUGCUAACAUAAAUGUCUAUCACCGUCCAAUUCCAAUUCCUCCACAGCAUCACCAUAAUGAUACUUCUCCUUCUUCUUUGAUAAAAUUUUCUGUUUUGUCACAGUUGAAUUCAAAGACCUACGAAUGUGACAAUUCUUCUCCUCGCUUAUUGGAACAACCGAAAUACAAUCAACAAGCCUAUUCCGUCAUUAUUCCUUCACGGCGGCUAAAGAAUGAAAAUUUUUCUUUCCAACCGUUGCAUGAGAAUCAAAUUCCGGAGACGCUGGGAAACACUGUUCAAAGCAUUUCAUUCAACUCGAUUAUACAAGACAAAAACAAAGGAGUGCUUUUGGAUAAAGUUGUGUAUGUCAGAUGUGAACUUACAAAUUAAAGAAAAUUUUUACAGAAACAAUCUCUCCUUAGUAGGAUGUACACUAUCAUUAUUCUUACGUCUCUAUUGUUCUAAACUAUAGACGUAUGUUUCUGUCUAAAAUUCCAUCCUGAUAUUAUUAUGAAGCAUAUUCUUAUAAAUGAAAAAGUGUUGUUGUUGUUUUACUUAGAAUUUAGAAAUUUUUUAUUAUAAAAUCAUUUACACCAUUUUUUAUAAGCAUAAUCAAUCUUCGCCCAGGAAGAAAGAAAGCCCAGAAAGUACUCUGUUAGUCUAUUUAAAAAUAAGCUUUAUCUAUUUCUUAUGUAAUAAAUAAAAGCUCAAUUUCUAGUUGUCAAGUAACAAGGCCUUUAUUUGUUUUCUAUACGUGUAUUGAGUUCCUUUGAUUAUAAUUUUAGAAAGUUGUCAUUUCUUUUAAAUAAUGUUGUCUUAUCUUCUAAAUCGUGUGGUCUCCUGAACGAGAGUUUCAGACAUUUUAGUUUAUGAGCCUAGAUGCUUACAAAAUUUGUUUACAGUAGUCCCAGCAAUGAGCCUACAUUAUUGUGUCUUUACUGAACGCAUUCGAGCCAUGUACAAUUAAUGCGUGCCUACUCACAAAACAUUGUAACGGAAAGAUUAAGCGAACCAACCUAGCACUGACGAAGCGUAGUGAUUAUGACACAUUUUUUGCAAAUUCUUUAAAUUUUGCAGAAAGUUAUAUUAAGAGGCGAGUAAAGUAUCUGUAAAUAUGUGUAUUGUUUCUCAUUCCUGGAAAACACGAUAUACGCCUUCUCA
This is a messenger RNA of Hydractinia symbiolongicarpus, 3557 nucleotides long. RefSeq lists its product as uncharacterized. The coding region runs from base 1065 to 2786 and encodes 573 amino acids. Lineage: Eukaryota; Metazoa; Cnidaria; Hydrozoa; Anthoathecata; Hydractiniidae. Gene Ontology annotation, molecular function: zinc ion binding. The transcript is spliced from 7 exons. The record is from RefSeq and is a predicted model, not a curated record.